CUCAGCUAGGGUUUAAAAACUUGGGCUCUAGCCGGGAUCAAUUUGUGGUGUAGUUUCCUGCGUGUCAGUCGUUUAGACUAAACAAUAUUGAGCUUUACGGUAUUGUCACCCACCGACCGCGGCGUCGUUGAGAUCUCAACCUUCGAAGCCGUUGAACUCACAAUAUUGAGCUCGAUAACCUCAUUGAAUUGAACUCACAUCAUUGUUGAUCUCACAACAUUAUUGAACUUUUCAAUCUCGGUCACCUUGUGUUUACACCAUCAAAUUUAUCUUGUACCACAUUGGUGAGUUACAAGAUAAUUAAUGAGUUUAUAACACCACACCCAUUAUAACAAUUAAUGUUGUUUAAGUUGGGUCUUAUGGAUAUUGAUUUUCAGCCCAAACCACUUAGUCUGGAGAGGGACAUGCCGCCUCAACGAAGAGGGCCAUGUUCGUCUAAAAUCUAGAGGCACAUGCCGCCUCAACGAAGAGGGUCAUGUCCAUCUAGAAAUUGCGGAGCACAUGCCGCCUCGCGACCAAUACCGAAUGACUGAAAAAUAAACUAAGUCUGGAAGAGGUACAUGCCGCUUCAAGGAGAGGCAUGUGCCACUUCAACGAGAGGUCCAUGCCGCUUCACGAGAAGGGGCAUGGACGCGAGACAAGAUGAGACGUCCAUGCCACUGCACGAGAAGGGGAAUGAACGCAUGAAAAGAUACUAAGUAUGAGAGGGCCAUGCUGUGUCACGAGAAGGGCAACAGACAUGACUGAGAAGUCCAUGGCCGCGAAUGAGGAGGCCAUGUCACCUCAUGAUCCAAAAUAUACUAAGUCUGAGAAGGCCAUGCCGCCUCAUGAGAAGGGUCAUGUGCAUGAUUAAGAGGUCCAUGGCCGUGUCAUGUGAUGGCCAUGGACGCGAAGCAAGAAGCAUUAGAAAUGAUUGAAAAUACUAAGUAUGGAAAGGCCAUGCCGCCGCAUGAGAGGGGCCUUGUGCAUGAUUGAGAAGUCCAUGCCACUUCACAAGAGUGGCCAUGGACACGAAUGAGAAGGGCGUGGUGGUGGAGCACUAUAUUAGUAAUGACUAAGUCCCAAGUGGGCCAUGGACAUGGGUAAGAAGUCCAUGGCCAUGAGACAAGAGAACCAUGACCCCCUUUGCGAGACACUACAUGCUCGUCAAAAGACUAUCAUGGCACGAGAUUCAAAACAAGACCAGGCGAGGCAAGCUACACUCCAAAACCCACAAAGGUUCCUAGAGUGGCACCUAGGAGGUUGAAGGAGUAACCACCACUUUGAGGAAGCAGGGAGCGGUUCUUUUUGGGAGUUAUCCAAGAGGCAGUUUUCUACCGAAGAAGGAGGAGCGGUUCUUUGUAGCAGUUAUCCAACAAGCGGUUUUCUAUGGCGGUUACCUCCUCGAGGCUAUAAAUAAGAGGAGGGGUCGACAGAGACAGAGGUUCCAAAACCAACACUCUGACACACAUGUCAAUUUUAUCCUUUACCUUUUCUCUAUCAUGUAGCCAUAGAUGUAGUUCGUAGUUUGGAGCUCUCGCCGAACCUCGAUAGAGUAGAAGUAAUUUAAUUUAGAUCUUGUUCCCAAAAACCAUCAAUCAAACACCCUCAUUCGAACUUUGUUUGAAGAGAUUUGAUUCGUGUCUUAGAAAUCGUUGUCCAUAGAAGUCAAAGGUGUAAUCCAUCUCAAUUCAACAAGAGUUUUCUCGCCGGAAAAUAAAUUUGCCACACCUGGUGGGACCUUGUGUUUGAUUUGAUGGCUCCAAGACAGAGACAACAAGAAGGUGAUCUCUUACCUGGGCUUGUGAAGAAGCAUGUGGCUAAGUUUGAAUUUGGCCAAGAGAUGAAGGAUGUUUCCAGAAACAUUGGCAUGGCGGAGACUUUGUCACCGGAGGCACCAAGUGUUGAUAUAACCACCAACAUCAAGUUACUUCACAAGAUAUUAGAGGAAGACCACAAGAUAAUGGUGGAGAAUUGUCAAGCUUUGGAGGAGAAUCGCAAGAUGAUGGCAGAGAACCGUCAAGCCAUGGAGGAGAACCACAUGUUGAUGGCGGAGAACCGUCAAGCCAUGGAGGAACAUCGUUAUUCCUUGGAGGGAUGCCUAGUUAGCCUUUAUCUUGGUGCCCAACAAGUAAGCCUCCGCCUAGCAUCUCUCACUUCUCAUCUAGAUAAUCGUGUAAGUCAACUUAUAGAGUUGGUUAACAAAAAUAAUGAUGAUUUCAAUGAUUUGAAACACCUUUUGAUAAAUCAAGUGGUUCAAUCAAGAGAUUUGCCACUAGAUGGUACAAACUCUUCUGCUAAUGACCAGAAUGGCCAACUAUGGCAGAAGAGCUUGUCACUGCCAGUGGCAAGCAAACCACUCCCUCAAUGUGAUAGUUGUGUUGAGAGGUCCACCUCCACUCUGAACACCAAUCAUGGGGUCUUGCAUGUACAAGGUAAUGUUCAACCGCUUGUUCUCGAGACAAGAUCAGAUGAGACACUUGACAAUGGACGAGAUGGUGAAGAUCCAUUCAACAUGGAACAAGUACCACCACAUGCUUGCCCACCUGCGAAGCCACCCCUAUUGAGUAGACAAAGAGGCGAUUCUGAUGGACUCAAAACACCAAGAGCUUGGCAAGAGGGGCAUGAAAGUCUAACUUCCCAUAAGGUGAAGCCUAGAAGUCCAUCUAGGGGGCAUGUGGUGUCUAAGAGACCACAUUAAUCACAAGCAACACAUGCUUGUGCUAAGCAUGCUAAUUUGGCUAAGUUUGAAAAUGGGGGCAUGCAUCCAACCAAUUGUAGUGGAAAUUGGGGCAUAUCUAACAAGUCACGACACGAGAAAGCCAUAAAAAGUUAUUGCAGAUUUGAAAAUUUUGCUAAGUAUGGACAACGCAUGUCCCAAAAGUCAUAUGAAGUCCAAGCCACACAUGUUUGUGAUAAGCAUGCUAGUUGGCUAAGUUUGGACAUGGGGGCAUGUCAGUGUCACCCAUCAUGAAGUAUGAAGUAGGGUGCAUGUCUUGGAAGACACAACAGGUUGAAGACACUCAUGGCUUUUGUAAGUGUAAAAAUAUGAUUAAGUCUGGCAUGCCACCAAUCACAAACAGUGGACAUGGGGGCAAGUCCAACAAGGAAAAACGUGACAAAGCCAAAAAGAGUUAUUGUGGUCUUACGAUUACAAAUAUAGCUAAGUAUGGGAAAGAAGGCAUGUCACCGACCAUGAAUAAUGGGGUAGGGGGCAUGUCCAAUAAGGUAAAAGAAGUCCAAGCCACACAUGCUUGUGACAAGCAUGAAAAUUUGGCUAAGUGCGGACAGGGGGGCAAGUCCAUGUCCAUGAGUAAUAGGUACAUGUUACCAACCACGAAGGGUGGAAAAGGGGGCAUGUAUAAUAGGUCACAAUACAAACAAAUGAAGCAUGACCGCACAAAGAAAUAAGGAUGGUUAUGUGCUAAGUGUAAAGGGCAACAAGGUUUAGAUGUGGAAUGACAAAGGCAAAUGGACCACAUGAGUGCUAGCCGACUUGUCAAGCCUAGACAUCGUCUCCAACAACAUGAGGGGAGUAAGCAUGUUCCAACCAUGAGGGAACCAAGGCAGAGGAAUACUCAUGGUCGUCUUGACAUGGAAAGUGAUGUGGCUAAGGUAUAUGAGCAUGGGACCCUAUGGAAGGCCACCAAGGCUAGACAUGACGACUAUAUACCACCCACUGGUAAACUAGAAGAUUCGAAUUUAAUGUAUGGAGAGUCAUGUUCCAUGGGGGAAAAGAGGCAUGUGGUCUAUGGAUUGCUUGCCUGCUUUAAUCCAUGGACUUGGUAGUGGGUGUACACCUUUGGCGCAUUAGUUGUUGCCAAAGGCAAUGGAGAGCAGUGACUCUGUCACUCCUUGCCUUGUUAAAUAAAUAAAUCAAAUAUAUGCCUAUAUAUUAAAUAAAUAAAUAGUAGCUAACUAUUGCUAAACAAACAAAAAUAUAUAAGUAACAAAUUUGAUUUAGAGUUGUUAAAUUUUGAUUUGAAGAUCCCGUAGCCAAGUCAUUAUGAUGGCUUGGCAUGCCGAGUCAUAUAUCAGAUUAUGCCAUGCCCGUUUUGUUCCAAAUAGCCACAUGUUUGAGUGAUGACCGUGACAUGAGGGGUAUGGUGCUUUGAAGAUGAAUGAUGGCUAGCCACGCAAAGGAUUAGAAAAAAAUUCUAAGUGUUAUUGAACCCCAUGGUCAUGGAAGAGAUGCAAGUUGGUGCUUGUCCUAGUUACUCGUUGUGGCUAAGUAAUUUACUUCAGAAAAAAAAAGAGUUGACCAGCACAAGGACAAGCUAAUUCCUUGGCUACGCAUCUCUACUGCGAAACAUAAAAGGAGAGGGAUAUGAUUUUCUUAAAUUAAUUCUCUUCAUUGGCUGAAUUAAUUAAUUGUCCUCUUCUCGUUUGUACAAUAUUCUCGUUUGUACAAGAAGGAAAAAAUAAUGAAUUAUUUCAUUGUUCCUCUCGAGUUGGCUCAUAAGCUGACUAAGACAAGGUUUUUCUUUGUGAAGCCAAAUUUGGCUAAGUAACGAGAGUUGGCUUGCCAUCUAAGAUCAAUUUGGGAUGAGUGUGGUGCGACCACAUUUAGUGCCAUGAGAAUUGUCAAGUAUUUAUGUUCUUUAUGUAGGGUCACUGCUUUGCAAGGGUGGCCAGUCAAAUGGUUAAGGAAUUGAAGUUGGUGUCAACUACUUAGUCCAUAUUUCUUAUGCACUAAGUAGUUGGGGGCAUUUGUUUACACCAUAAAAUUUAUCUUGUACCACAUGGGCGAGUUACAAGAUAAUUAAUGAGUUUAUAAGGCCACACCCAUUAUAACAAUUAAUGUUGUUUAAGUUGGGUCUUAUGGAUAUUGAUUUUAAGCCCAAACCACUCAGUCUGGUGAGGGACAUGUCCGUCUAAAAUCUAGAGGCACAUGCCGCCUCAACGAAGAGGGCCAUGUCCAUCAAGAAAUUGAGGAGCACAUGCCGCCCUGCGACAAAUACCGAAUGACUGAAAAAUAAACUAAGUCUGGAAGAGGUACAUGCCGCUUCAAGGAGAAGCAUGUGACACUUCAAUGAGAGGUCCAUGCCGCUUCACGAGAAGGGGCAUGGACGCAAGACAAGAUGAGACGUCCAUGCCACUUCACGAGAAGGGGCAUGGACGCAAGAAAAGAUACUAAGUAUGAGAGGGCCAUGCUGUGUCACGAGAAGGGCCACAGACAUGACUGAGAAGUCCAUGGCCGCGAAUGAGGAGGCCAUGUCGCCUCAUGAGACAAGAGAACCAUGACCCCCUUUGCGAGACACUACAUGCUCGUCAAAAGACUAACAUGGCACGAGAUUCAAAACAAGACCAGGCGAGGCAAGCUACACUCCAAAACCCACGAUGGUUCCAAGAGAGGCACCUAGGCGGUUGAAGGAGUAAUCACCACUCCGAGGAAGCAGGGAGCGGUUCUUUUUGGGAGUUAUCCAAGAGGCAGUUUUCUACCGAAGAAGGGGGAGCGGUUCUUUGUAGCAAUUAUCCAACAAGCGGUUUUCUAUGACGGUUACCUCCUCGGGGCUAUAAAUAAGAGGAGGGGUCGACAGAGACAGAGGUUCCAAAACCAACACUCUGACACACUUGUCAAUUUUAUCCUUUACCUUUUCUCUAUCAUGUAGCCAUAGAUGUAGUUCGUAGUUUGGAGCUCUCGCCGAACCUCCAUAGGAGUAGAAAUAAUUUAAUUUAGAUUUCGUUCCCAAAACCAUCAAUCAAACACCCUCGUUCGAACUUUGUUUGAAGAUGUUUGAGCCGUGUCUUAGAAAUCGUUGUCCAUAGAAGUCAAAUGUGCAAUCCAUCUCAAUUCAACAAGAGUUUUCUCGCCGGAAAACACCUUGCGGCAUCAUUGAGUUCAUGACGCCGUUGAUCACAAGACUUUGUCGAACUUGCCAUCGGCGUUGAUGAGCUCUCAAAGCCGCUAGCUCGCUAUGGAAUCCGCGACGUUCUAGACCAAACAACGUCGCUUUUUGAUAAAAUUAAUUACUUUGAACUCGUGCUAAUUAAUUAAAUCAAAUUAAUUUUAGGUGUUGUUCAUAUUCCUAGUCGAAACCUGCCCGUUUACGUGUCUCAACCCAUGGAUAAGAGUUGGGAUAAGUUUUAUAAUCUUGAGUAGCAUGUAGAAGUAUCAAGUAGCAUCCAACUUCCCCGUACAUGAAACUUGGCAAUAUAUAUAUAGGCAGUGGCGGACCCAGAAUUGCCGGAGAGGUGUGUCGCCGAUAAAAUAAUAUAAUAAUUAAAAAAUUAAUUUAAAAAAUUAUUAAAAAAUUAAUAGAAAUUAAAUAGAAAUUACUAGAAAUUAAAUCAUAAAGUUCAUGUUUACUAGAAAUAUCUAUAAAUACAUUCAUUGCUUAUGUUGCGAAGCAAAUCCUUUUCGAUAUACACAACUAAACAAUGAUUCAUAAAUUGGUCACUCAACCGAUUUCAAAGUUCAUUCCUUAUUAUCUUCACAACUGAAAUCUUUCACAACUUUCAAUUGCAACAUGUAAAGUCAACACCAACUUCCAAAAGCAAGUAAAACUAAAGGGUAAAAGAAAAGGGAGAAGUGGUAGCGGCUCUCGGUAAUUAGAAACUAAAACGGGGUAAGGGUGAGUUUUUUAUUUUCAAUAAAGGAUGGCUCAAGGGGUGGAAAUGGUGAGUUUCAAAGGAUGGGGUUAUGUUUAUUUUUUCCAUUGUUGGGUUGUGGUAGGGAUAACAACCAAACCCAUGGUCGCGGGUACCCGACCCCCUCCGGCCCAGUCAACGUGGGAAUCCUUGCGUUGACUGGGUAUGGGGCGGGUAUUGAUAAAACCCUCAAAAAGGUUGAUGGGUAUGGGGCGGGUAUGGUUUUUGACUCUCCCGCCCCAUACCCAUACCCAAACCCGCCCACCAAGAAAUUAUGUUAUAUACAUAAAAUAUGAGGAGUGUAUUGUAACUUGUCAAUCGAAUGAAGGGUAAUUAAAAGAAAAAAUAAAGUGUUAAAAUGUAAUUGAUGACAACCAAACCGUAAUUUCAUCCUCUUAUGUAUUAGUUCCAUAAUUUUGGGUGGGUAGUAUCCAUAUUUGUCACCAUAUUCUUUUAUUAAUGGUGAGUAGUUGUUGAGGCGAUAUUACCCAUGGGUAUCCGAAAACCACGGUAUGGGGAUGAGUUUGUAAGACCUUCCACUGCAUGGGUAUGAGACGAGUAUGAGUUUGAAUAUUUGGAAAUGGGGAUGAGGUUGGUUUAGGCAAACCCGCCAUAUUGCCAUCCCUAGGUUGUGGUGUGGGUUACUCUAAAACAAGCAUAAAUAACUUUGAAACUUAUUUGAAUUUACUUAUUAUUGUGUAUUACUAAUUAAGAUAAAUAACUUUAUAACAAGCAAAUCAUUCUCGAUAAUGAGGUGUGUCGCUUAUAAUUAUUUAAGGUGUGUCGGAAGUUCUGAAUUAAAAAAAAUGUACCAAAAAUAUAUAGGUACUUUUCAAAAUUUUUGGGCGAGGGUGUGUCGGACGACACACCCUGCCCUUUACUAGGUCCGCCACUAUAUAUAGGUUGACGUAAUUGCCUAAAUCACCACUAACCCAGAACAAGCUCUAAAUUCUAAUAUUAUUCGGGCCGGCCCAGAGCGGAUCGGAUAUGCUCCUGCCACCUACUGUUGGGAGGACGUCCUGCCAGCGGAGAAUAUGAUAUUUGUGUAAUGAUAAUAUAAUAUACGAUUUACAGGAAUACAUAUUCGUCCAACAAGAAAAACGUAUUCUUAUAAUAGAUAGUAGUAUGAAAUCAAGCCUUCAAAAAUAUCAUAUUCUCAUAACAUAAAUAUCAUCAAGCCUUCAAAAAUAUCAUAUUCUUGAAAGUUUGAUUUCAUACUACUAUCUAUUAUAAGAAUACAUUUUUCUUAUUGGACGAAUAUGUAUUCCUGUAGAUCGUAUACUAUAUUAUCAUUACACAAAUAUCAUAUUGUCCACUGGGAGGACGUCCUCCCAACUAUAGGUGUCAAAACAUAGCCCGACCCGAUUAACCCGCCCGAUCAACCCGACCUGCAACCCGACCGCAAUCCGAAUUGACUAAAAGUCAACAAUCCGU
Linum trigynum is the source of this 8004-nucleotide messenger RNA. Lineage: Eukaryota; Viridiplantae; Streptophyta; Magnoliopsida; Malpighiales; Linaceae. The record is from the annotation of a GenBank genome assembly.